UUGUCUCAGUGUGUUUGAGAGCUGUGCUUUUUCUAUUGAGAUUUUAUUGUAAGGCUGGAGGUUUAGGAGCAAUUUCAGUCGUUGCAGGAGAACAUCACCUCCACUAGAUGUCAUCCUGCUCCACCUAACCUCAGUUGGAGUUAAUGGCAUUCCUGGAUCCUCCCUCUCCUCUGGGGCUUUCACUGAGGAUGCACAGGUAGACUACACUAUUUGGGAUCAGAUCCACCACCUAGAACCUCCAGGAACUACAUCAAGAAAGUUUUUGGAACUUUUAAGUCUUUUGGAACUUUUUUUUCUCCACUUUCUUCAUUUCCCAUCUUUAGUUUCUGAAAUCAAACAAUGGCCAAUGCAAGUAUACAGCUUCUGGGCUUAACGCUGGCCUUCAUGGGCUUCAUUGGCUCGAUAGCAUCCACAGUCAUGGUGGAAUGGAAAGCUUCGUCGUAUGCAGGGGACAACAUCAUCACAGCUCAGGCGAUGUAUGAAGGGCUGUGGAAGAGCUGUGUAUCACAGAGCACCGGUCAGGUUCAGUGUAAAGUGUAUGAUUCACUUCUCCAACUACCAGGUAUAGUCACGGGCACACGAGGGCUGAUGCUGGUCUCCAUCAUGCUGAGCGUUAUCGCUAUGUUGGUGUGCAUGGUGGGCAUGAGGUGCACCACCUGUAUGGCAGAACAACCGGAGCAGAAGGACAAAGUGGCUCUAGCUGGAGGAAUUGUCUUCAUUAUCGCUGGUUUGCUUGCUCUGGUGGGAACGUCUUGGUAUGGCCACAGAAUAGCCAAAGACUUCUACGACCCGUUUACUCCGACUAACUCCAGGUAUGAAUUUGGAAGUGCCCUGUAUGUUGGAUGGGGAGGUGCCUGUCUCAUCAUCAUAGGAGGAGCCUUCCUCUGCUGCAACUGCUCCAGCAAGGACUCAGGGAAAGGUCCACGCUACCCAGCAUCCCGCUCUGCAAGCCAGCCGGGCAGGGACUACGUCUAGGACAAUCACUAAACGAUGUCUUUGCAGGGAAUUGUCUUCUCUCAUUCAGAUUUUUUUUUAAUGUUUUGCAACAUGUAUAUUUGCAGGUGUUAUAUUUGGUGUAUGUUUAUAUUUGUUGGGAAAUACAUUCAGAGAGCCCACAGACAGCAAAAAUAAGAAAUAAAUAAAAGUGUGUGGCAUCUCUUGAAUACUGCAGGGAACUUCCACAUAUUAACAGUGGACAUUAAUAUUAAAGAUGACUUUUACCCAUUUAGUAUAAAUCUUCUGAGGGUGUGACAGUUUUAUUUUUGUUAUUUUCUUUGUUUGGAAUCGUGCCAUUAUUCUAUCAUAUCAUGUAAAAUAAAAUCCUCAUCACUUUCA
Sebastes umbrosus (honeycomb rockfish) is the source of this 1335-nucleotide messenger RNA. It is a transcript of the gene cldn1, whose product is annotated as claudin 1. The transcript has 4 exons. Gene Ontology annotation, cellular component: bicellular tight junction; plasma membrane. The coding region runs from base 340 to 975 and encodes 211 amino acids. Gene Ontology annotation, molecular function: structural molecule activity. Lineage: Eukaryota; Metazoa; Chordata; Actinopteri; Perciformes; Sebastidae. Gene Ontology annotation, biological process: cell adhesion; bicellular tight junction assembly. The record is from RefSeq and is a predicted model, not a curated record.